This is a messenger RNA of Macrobrachium nipponense, 1930 nucleotides long. RefSeq names its product probable serine/threonine-protein kinase kinX. The transcript has a single exon. The record is from RefSeq and is a predicted model, not a curated record. Bases 254 to 1930 code for a protein of 558 amino acids. NCBI's taxonomy places the organism in Eukaryota, Metazoa, Arthropoda, Malacostraca, Decapoda, Palaemonidae.
AGAGCUUCGACUUUGUGAUGCUGCUCAACAAUCUCUUUUGGAUUUUAGAACGGAAAACAGAGCGCGUCGCGCUCUGCAUACCGUUCUGAACUAUAUCGGUCUCUCAAACUUUUCUGGAUACGAGGAACCCUCCCUCUCAGCUUGCCACGGGACCCUGCAUAACUUGGUGAGGACCACUCUUCCAAGCGACCAGGGAGCUGCGGCAACUGACGAGGUUCUUCGCAAUUUGGAUCAAUUCUUGUUUUGGCCCAAAAUGUUCGUGUGUCUCAUCGGCGUCUUUGUUGUCCCGUACUUCCUCGGAGGUACGAAGGGCAUUGCUGAAGGCGGCGAAGGGACACGGAAUAUUAAUUGGAUUUUUGACGACGACCACCAGACUGAAAAUGAUGACGAUGACGACAAGACCGAAUCCGACGACAAGACCAAUUACGAUGACGAGACUAAAGACGAGGACAAGACCAAAGACCACGACGAGACCAAUGACCACGACGAGACAAAUGACGACGACCACACCAAAGACGACGACCACACCAAAGACGACGACCACACCAAAGACGACGACCACACCAAAGACGACGACAAGGAAGAAGAUCAGGAGACUGAAAAGGAAGACGUCGAAGAGCAGGAAGGCGAACAGAAAAAAACUGAAGAGGACGAAGAAGAAGACUACGAAGAGGAACAAGAUAGAGUCCUGACUGACGUGAGCACCAAUAUCCCUACUACGGAACCAACUGGAAGGACUAGUCAGGACACCCCAGAAUCACAGACCUCGACCGCAGGGAGCGUCGAAGUGAUCCCUCCGCUGGAGGUAAAGACACUUCCCCAGAAGGAAAAAAAGGAACUCAAACUCAUUGAUGGCGAUUUGUACGAGUUCCAACUAUCCCUGAAAGACAGACAGAUCCUUCGAAAAAUAGCGGACGAGGUCCAAGAAUUCACAAAAUUCUACCAUGUCCGCCUCGUCCUUCCCGACGACGACGCCCAGGAAGCCGCCUCUUUAGAGGGCGCUGAAAAUAGAGUGGAAAUGGCCUUCCUGCACAUUCAGGAGAUCCUGGACGAAUACGAAAGGGAAAGAUACGACGUCGCCAUGGAAGAGCUUCCUCAUCAGGAGGCAGAGGAAGAAGACCAUAGGCAGGAUGUUCAGCAGAAUGAAAAUCCAUUAUGUUUUGCUGACGCACUCAAAAGGCAGCCCAAACAGCCUGUGGUUAAGCAGCCCAACUAUUUGAUUGUGCAACGUCGAACUCUCCCCCUCAUCGAAGAAGUCGUAGAAGAUUACGAUGAGGAUGAAAUUAUGGAGGACGAGAGCUACGCGGAAUUCGAUGAGGAAGAAGACUGGGAUCUCGAAGAUGAAGAGAACGACUGGGAUUUCGAAGAAAGCAGGCACAAAUUUAUAGUUGGCAUAACACUUCGAGAGGCUCCCGAGGAGGACGGCAAAGGAGGCAUGACACGAAGACUUGUGCCCAAAGCUUUGCGUUCCAGGGAAACCCAACUUCCUCUCGAAGAAAAGCCACAGCAUAAUACUGAAGAGGAGGAACAAGUACAUCUGGAGGAUAAAGAGGAAGAAAAAACUCUAAAUCCAGAAGUACAAAUAGAACAAGUUACAACAAAAGGAGACGCAGAAGAGACUGUUCUUCCUCAGGAAGAAACAGAAGAAAAUUACUGUCCGCAGGAAGAAGAAACGGAAUGCAUUCUUCCUCAAGAAGAAAAUAAAAGUCCGGCCAUCGAGAUAAGUAUUAAAGAAGAAGAAAAUGGACAUCAUGAAGAAAUGAGACCAGCGAUUAAGGAAGACGAGAGUGGACGUCAAGAAGCAAAAGAGAAGACGUUCGCUAACAUAGUGAAGGUUAUUCCAGAGAAGAACUCUGGAACAAGACGGCCUGCCCCUGCAAAUACCUUGAAAACAACAAGACCUAUGAGAUGCGGCCCCUCUCAGACAUAA